CUCUCCUCUCUCGCUCCCCCGGCCGUUAUAAAACUCCUCCGUGUCCGUCCCUGUGCGUCCUCUCUGCAGCAGCAUGGCUCCGAAGAAGGUGGAAGCGAAGAAGCCUGAGGUGAAGAAGGUGGAGGCGAAGAAGGAGGAGCCUCCUCCACCUCCCAAAGCCGUGGAGCCGGAGUCCAAAACCCCCGAGGUGGACCUGAAGAGCAUCGUGGUGGAAUUCACCGCCGACCAGGUGGAGGAGUUCAGAGACGCCUUCACGCUGUUCGACGAGACGCCCGCCGGCGAGAUGAAGAUCACUUUCGCUCAGUGCGGAGACGUCAUGCGGGCGCUGGGACACAACCCCACCAACGACGAGGUGCUGAAGCUACUGGGCCGGCCGAAGGCGGAGGAGCUGCACUCCAAGCUGCUGGACUUCGACAGCUUCCUGCCCAUGCUGCAACACGUGGCGCGCUCCAAGGAGCAGGGCACCUUCGAGGACUUCGUGGAGGGGCUGCGGGUCUUCGACAAGGAGGGCAACGGCACGGUGAUGGGCGCCGAGCUACGGCACGUGCUGUCCACGCUGGGGGAGAAGAUGACAGAGCACGAGGUGGACCGGCUCAUGGUGGGACAGGAGGACGCCAACGGGCUAAUUAACUACACCGAGUUCGUCAAGCACAUCCUGGCCGGGUAA
Messenger RNA from Cottoperca gobio, 667 nucleotides. RefSeq names its product myosin light chain 1, cardiac muscle-like. The transcript has a single exon. The record is from RefSeq and is a predicted model, not a curated record. Gene Ontology annotation, cellular component: myosin II complex. NCBI's taxonomy places the organism in Eukaryota, Metazoa, Chordata, Actinopteri, Perciformes, Bovichtidae. The coding region runs from base 74 to 667 and encodes 197 amino acids. Gene Ontology annotation, molecular function: calcium ion binding.